AUUCUCUUCUCACUCUACUCCCCUCCAUCUGUAUUCCUUCUGCUCUCUCUCUCUCUCUCUCUCUCUCUCUCUCUCUCUCUCUUCUAUUAGUAUGUAAUAGUAAGUGUUCUUGCUUACUCAGUUACGCUACAUUCCGUCCGAUCAUUUCUUCAGCAUCAACAAAAAAGAGAGCACCAUUUUAGAAACAUACCCGAAAUGAAUAGGUAUCUUUUCUCUGGAAUUUUGCUAGUUGGUGUUGCAAUUUUGGAACUUAUUAUAGGUUCUGGUGACGAUCAAAGAGAAGAAACUCAUAAUAGAAAUAGUAAUCGCGAUAACAGUUCUCCAGAAAGGGCUACAAAUCAGAAUGGAAAUUGUAAUCGCGAUAACAGUUCUCCAAAAAGGGCUACAAAUCAGAAUAGAAAUAGUAAUCGCGAUAACAGUUCUCCAGAAGGGGCUACAAAUCCUGCCACUGAUAAAACAUCCGCACAAAAAUCGCCAUAUGGAUUGUCUUCAGAAUCCUCUCCCAAGUCACAUGCUACUUCGUCAAAGACAUUGCCACCUGAGUCCAAGCCGCCACCACCACCAGUUUCAUCAUUGUCUAACAGUUCUCCAAAGAAGGCUACAUAUCAUGAGACUGAUAAAACAUCUGCACAAAAAUCGCCAUAUGGAUUGUCUUCAGAAUCCUCUCCCAAGUCACAGGCUUCUUCCUCAAAGACAUUACCAUCUGAGUCCAAGCCGCCGCCACCACCAGUUUCAUCAUUGUCUAACAGUUCUCCAAAGAAGGCUACAUAUCAUGAGACUGAUAAAACAUCUGCACAAAAAUCGCCAUAUGGAUUGUCUUCAGAAUCCUCUCCCAAGUCACAGGCUUCUUCCUCAAAGACAUUACCAUCUGAGUCCAAGCCGCCACCACCACCAGUUUCAUCAUUGUCUAACAGUUCUCCAAAGAAGGCUACAUAUCAUGAGACUGAUAAAACAUCUGCACAAAAAUCGCCAUAUGGAUUGUCUUCAGAAUCCUCUCCCAAGUCACAGGCUUCUUCCUCAAAGACAUUACCAUCUGAGUCCAAGCCGCCGCCACCACCAGUUUCAUCAUUGUCUAACAGUUCUCCAAAGAAGGCUACAUAUCAUGAGACUGAUAAAACAUCUGCACAAAAAUCGCCAUAUGGAUUGUCUUCAGAAUCCUCUCCCAAGUCACAGGCUUCUUCCUCAAAGACAUUACCAUCUGAGUCCAAGCCGCCACCACCACCAGUUUCAUCAUUGUCUAACAGUUCUCCAAAGAAGGCUACAUAUCAUGAGACUGAUAAAACAUCUGCACAAAAAUCGCCAUAUGGAUUGUCUUCAGAAUCCUCUCCCAAGUCACAUGCUUCUUCCUUAAAGACAUUGCCAUCUGAGUCCAGGCCACCUCCACCUCCAGUUUCAUCAUUGUCUUCAUCUUCUUUUGGGAUACCUCUGUCAUCCGGCAAACCCGGGCGACUUUCCACUCAGCCAAUUUUGUCUGUGGCUCCAUCUAGUCCAACAAAUCCAAAUUCAAAAACCACUUAUAUUUGUGUUGGUGCAUCUCCUACUUACGCCAUUCCCGAGGAUUUGAAAGAUUCGAUCAAGAACGAUGUUGUGCCCGGAAUUCUCAAAAGGCCUUUGUCCUCAUCAACGUACAAGGAUUACUUUGAAGCCCUGCUUUAUGCCGAGGAUUUCUACCUUGAGAAAUGGGAUGGGUUUGAAAUGAAGAAAGUGACUUUGGAGUUGGAGGAAGCAUCUUUUUAUAAGAGGAAAGGCAAAUACAACAAGAAGAAUGUGGAUGAUGAGAAGGAUGAUAAAGUCUUUGUCGCAUUUGAGCUUGACUCCAUUCCUGAGAGAAGGCCAUUCCUUUUAUCUAGGGACUUUGUCUCCGUAUCGCCUUCAGGCACAAGAGCUGAGCCAUUCCAGGGUCUUAUCUACCGCGUGGUAAAGAGUAACCGUGUUUUGGUUGAAUUUGGCGAGGAUUUUCAUGUUCAGCAUUACCCAGCAUGCAAAUACAAUGUCAAGUUCUCUUUUAACAGAGUCUGUCUAAAACGAGCACACCAAGCUGUCGCAACAGCCUCAGAUCUUUUAUUCAGGAACUUCCUCUUCCCUGAUUCGAUAUUUAAAAACAGCCUUCUUACUGCUCAACUUCCAUCCAUCGAUCUUGACUGGCAUCAAAUCUCUGCUGUUCGUCAUAUUUUAAGCAACCAAAAUACGGUUCCAUAUCUUGUGGAGGGACCAAUCGCCGUUGAUAAGUUUUCUUUAUCAAGAACCGGAUUGGUUGUAUGUGAAGCAGUACUCCAGGUGUACCGAACAUCUCCCUCAUGCCGGAUUCUCAUAUGUGCUCCAACAAAUAAGGGAUGUGAUGUCAUUACAAGAAGCUUGAUCAGGGGGAAGAUUCCAGAGUCUAAUAUCUUCCGAGCGAAUGCUGCAUUCCGGGAGCUUGAUGGAGUUCCAGAAGACAUUCUUCCUUCCUGUCUUUAUAAAAAGGAAAGGGAGUGCUUUUCUUGUCCUUCAAUACACGAGCUCCGGAAAUUUAAGGUGAUCUCAUCCACUUUCAUGAGCAGCCAUCGGCUGCACGAUGAGGGCAUAAUGGCCGGACAUUUUAGCCAUAUUUUCCUGGUGGAUGCCUCGUCUGUCAUUGAACCGGAAGCUAUGGUGGCUCUGGCUAAUCUGGCGAAUGAGAGCACAGUUGUGACGGUAACUGGGGCACCCAGAAAUCAUUCGGGUUGGAUUCAUUCCGAUAUGGCCAGGCAAAACGGGUUGCUGGUAUCAUACUUCGAGAGACUGCGGAAAAGCAAGCUGUAUGACAGCCUCGAUUCAAAGGUCAUCACAGUGCUCUGAGACUUUGGGAAAAAACUCCAAUGAGACUCGGUGUGGGUAUUCUCUUCACGUUUUACCAUUUGUGUUGAAUCCAUUGAUGAUAGAAUGUGAAAAAAAAACUCACUCUCCUCUUUUUUGGGCUUUGUUUUGAGACUGUAAAUGAUCCAACUGUUAACUUCCUGUUGGUUAUUGCAUUUUGGGAAGUACAUUUUGUGAAGAAAUGAGAGCAGUUGGUAUAA
Rhododendron vialii is the source of this 3035-nucleotide messenger RNA. RefSeq lists its product as uncharacterized. The record is from RefSeq and is a predicted model, not a curated record. Lineage: Eukaryota; Viridiplantae; Streptophyta; Magnoliopsida; Ericales; Ericaceae. The coding region runs from base 196 to 2817 and encodes 873 amino acids. The transcript has 4 exons.